GAAAAGCGUGAAGAUGAGUGAUCCAGACCCCUGCAGAAUUAAACAGGAAGAGACUGAAGAACUAAUAGAUGUGAUAGUGAAGGAGGAGAGUGAAGAACCGAGUGAGGAUGAGGAGAAACAUCAUGUCAAAACUGAAAUCAAAACUCAUUCAACGACUCAACAUAGUUCUUUAAUGAACACGAACACCAUAAAAUGUUUCACCUGCACUCACCUGCAGUGUGGGAAGAGUUUCAGCCAGAAACACUCUCUCAAUGCUCACAUGAGGAUCCACACUGGAGAGAAACCUUACCAGUGUUCACUCUGCGGCAAGAGAUUCAGUCGUUCAGGACACCUGACAAGACAUGAGAGGACUCACACUGGAGAGAAACCGUGUCACUGCACUGCUUGUGGGAAGAGUUUCUCGGGUUCAUGUUCUCUACGAAAGCACAUGAAAAACAUUCACAACAAAGCCCCGAAGAUCCGAACCAAGGAGAGAACGAAAUCAUGCUCUUGGUGUCGGAAGAGUUUCACACACGGGUCAAGUUUAAGACGGCAUGAGAGGAUCCACACCGGAGAGAAACCGUACACAUGCUCUCAGUGUGGGAGGAGUUUCAUUCGCUCAUCACAUCUUAAUCGUCACAUGAGGAUCCACACCGGAGAGAGAACACACAAGUGUGAUCAGUGCAGCAAAGCUUUUUUUACCGCUUCAAAUCUGAGGAUCCAUCUCAGAGUUCACACCCAGGAAAAGCCUUUUUCGUGUUGCUUGUGUGGAAAGAGUUUUAACCAUCAGUCACAUUUAAAAUACCAUCAGAAGAUCCACACUGGUGUGAAAGAUCAUGUGUGCCUCGAGUGUGGGAAGACUUUUUUUAGAGCUGGAGAACUGAAAGAACACCAGAGGAUUCACACUGGAGAGAAACCGUACACAUGUACUGAGUGCGGGAAGAGUUUCACACAUUUGUCAACUAUUAAAAACCACAUGAAGAACCACACUGGAGAGAAACAACGAAAUGUGAUCAGUGCAGCAAAACAGUUUUGAGGCCUUCAGAGCUGAGGAGCCAUCUUAGAGUUCACACAAAGGAGGAGAAUUGUUCAUUUUUUUUGUUUUGUGACCAUUUUUCCUGCUUAUAUUUAAAACUAUUGUGCAGACAAUUACGAUAACUAUGUUAACGCUCCCUCCCCACCAUUCUGUCAUCCUCUGAGGUAAACACACUCACUCACAGCAUGGUAAAUCUCUGGCCUGUAUGAUGUUGUAGGCGCCAAUAGCUUAGUGGUUACUGCGUCGACACCUUCCACUUCACUUAAACCUUUUCUUAAUUUGUUUUGUGCAAAUGUCUAAAAAUUCCUAAAUCAAGAUGCGUUUUCUAGACAAGCGUAAUAUAUUGUUUAGUUUUAAGAAAUAAUAUGCCAAAAUUAAGUAAGUUUUUCUUUAAAACAAGCAAAAUAAUUUACCAAUGGUGUAAACAAAAUAAUAUGUCUAA
This is a messenger RNA of Danio aesculapii, 1457 nucleotides long. Its product is annotated as zinc finger protein 135-like. Bases 14 to 1015 code for a protein of 333 amino acids. The record is from RefSeq and is a predicted model, not a curated record. The transcript has 3 exons. Gene Ontology annotation, molecular function: RNA polymerase II cis-regulatory region sequence-specific DNA binding; DNA-binding transcription factor activity, RNA polymerase II-specific. Lineage: Eukaryota; Metazoa; Chordata; Actinopteri; Cypriniformes; Danionidae. Gene Ontology annotation, biological process: regulation of transcription by RNA polymerase II.